UUCCCCACCUGGACUAUCCACCUAUCAAUCGAUCUUCUCCACGAUCUCCCCGGCGAUCUCCUCAGCGAUGGGAUCCUCAAACUAUCCGUUCUUCAGCAACCGUCCCGGUAUCUGUCGGCCUCUCUGGAUAAUCCCACCGGGUCUGAAUUGGCACUCGCCGACUAGUUGUGGAUUGGAUCUCCGUCUCAGCUUUCUGGCGGCCGGCCCGCGCCACUAGUCGAUUGCCGAUUGCCUCUUCCGGAUCACCUUCCGCAGUCCGAAAAAUAAACCGCCUGGACUCAUUUUUCCU
This is a messenger RNA of Puccinia graminis f. sp. tritici CRL 75-36-700-3, 289 nucleotides long. RefSeq lists its product as uncharacterized. Lineage: Eukaryota; Fungi; Basidiomycota; Pucciniomycetes; Pucciniales; Pucciniaceae. The transcript has 3 exons. The coding region runs from base 68 to 217 and encodes 49 amino acids. The record is from RefSeq and is a predicted model, not a curated record.